GUGGCAACACUGCUAGUAAAAUUUGAGAACAGCUGCUUGCUGUCUGUGCUACUUGCCAAAGGAGCCGACCGACCACCAAAAAUAUAGGAAACAAAUGUGGACUUUUAGGUGCGCGCCAGAAGCAAAACAAAACUUCAGUUUUUGUAACUAUUAAACAAAAAAGUUGAGAUUUUACUCUGAUAUGAACGAAUUGGAACUAUUGGAUAGUUUCUAAGCUGACAACUCCAACGAAAAAGAUAGUAUAUUGUAGAAGGAACUACAAAUUAUUAAUACCAUAAUUGGAAACAUUUAUCUAGGCCUGCCCACCGGAAAACAUAUACAAGCUAUAAAUCUAAAUGUACGUAUGUAUAUAAAUAAUUGAUCUAAUUUGAAAUAAACAACGAGAAAGCAGGAAGAAAUAGGAUACAGCUUUUUAACGAUUGAACCAUUUUACCACGAAAAAUUUAACCACAGUGUGCGCUGCAUUUGAAAUGAAAUGAAAUUAUCCUGGCUUAAUCAAGUGUUUGAGUUGAUUAGUGCGAGUACAUUGCAAUUGUACGAGGAUAGUGGUCGAUUCCUCCAUCAGUUUGUUGGCAAUCAGACGCAAUCGUUGAUUCUAUUACAAGAAACGUGGCGUGCUAACGUGCUGCACUGGGCGACUAUAUCGUAUCGACGCUUCAGUUCGACAGCAAUCGAAGCCCUGGAGCAUAUUAUUUACGCGUGUCUGGUGUACUUGCUAGUAUGCCUGGGCAUUUUUUAUACAACACGCAGCAACAGCCCAUUGUGGCGUUGGUGCAAGUUGAUCAACAAUGUGCGUUUUCCAAGACAACACAAAUUGGAACGUGUUUUACUAGUGACCUCACAUCCGGACGAUGAAUGUAUGUUCUUUGGUCCACUUAUAUACACAUUAACUCAUCGUUCCAGCUGUCAAGUGUAUGUCCUAUGUCUGUCCAACGGUAAUUAUGAGAAACAAGCGCAAUUACGCCGUGAAGAAUUAUGGCGUUCAUGUGAAAUGCUGGGUGUUCCAGCAGCAAAUAUCAUUAUGGUAAAUGCAACAAAUCUGCCAGAUGACCCGAAUGUUGAAUGGAAAGCACCAGUUGUUGCGAAUUUAAUAUUGCAUACCGUCGAAAGUUUGGAUAUUCAAGCGAUCUGUACAUUCGAUCGCGAUGGAGUGAGCCAGCAUCCAAAUCACAGUGCAGUGUAUUUUGCUGCAGCGUCACUCUGCUUAGCUAAUUUAUUACCAAAAGAAUGCAAAUUUUAUACGCUGGACUCCAUAAAUAUUUUAAGGAAAUAUAUUUCGAUUUUCGAUUUGCUCUGUACAUGCUGCAUUUCAUCAUACUGGUGCAUACUGGGCUGGGAUGAGGCUGCACAAAUACGUCGCGCUAUGCGUGAGCAUAAAUCCCAAAUGAAAUGGUUCCGCUGGUUGUAUAUUUACUUUUCACGUUACAUGUUCAUAAAUUCGUUGCGUGAGGUGAAUCUAGCGGACAUCGAAUUGGAGAUGCAAAUUGACGAUAAUACCUUUUGAUUUGCCUAAACUUACAUUAGCUUUAAACAAUGCCGCAGCCAGUCAGCCAGCCAGCCAAUAGUAAACAUUUAAUUGAAUCUAAAAAUAAAAUCAGACAAACCAGACGUACCACGUUGUAAUAAAUUCUAUAUUUGAAUCUGUGUGUGUGGCAGCAAACACCUAAAAUGCACCAAUAACACAAAACUUAAAAUACAUACAACAGACAACUAAUAUCGUCAACAACAACAAUCAGAAUCAGAUGCAACAUUAUCAAAAUCCAAAUUACACGCAAAAUGUUUAACGGUAUCUUACCUAUGCCGGCAGAAAGGAAAACCGAACAAACGUUAAAUUAUGUAAACAAAAAUAAUUAAUAGUGCAAUAGCUGACCGGUGCAAUAACGCAUGAAAUGCCAAACGGUAAUAAUGAUGUUGAUGCUGCUACAACAACGGUAAUGAUAAUGGCGAUAAUGAAAUUUGGCGGUGAUGGUGUUGUCGGCAGAGUGACACGAAUGUUCCGUAACUGUCGCCGAAAACUUUUACAAACAGACAACCAAAACCUCGGGUAACAAAGGGAAUGUGAAGCCAUUUGACAGCGUGUAAAAACACUUUUGCCAACAAUCAGAAGAAAUUCAACAACAACAUGUGAACCUCUACAUACUAUUCGUACAUUUAAACAAUGUACUGUACGCGCGUAUAUUUAAGCAUUGGGUACAAGAAAAGCCUAAAACACAUAUCGAAUCCAUUUUCAUUUGGUGUUCCCUACUUAAGUUGCUUUUCAUACGUUUUAUAUUUUAUGCAAUCUUAGAAAAUCUAAUAUUUAUUGCAAGUGGAGAAUUGUUAUUCUCGAUAAUUGUGAUUAUGAGAUGUUAAUAAUGACGUUAAGUUUAGUCUACUAAAUGAACAGCGAUCGGUGUAGCGUGGUAGUUAUUAUUUUAUUCAUUUAAUUCGGUGAUCAAAGCCAGGAUUUCACACAAUAUUAAGUAUACUAAAUGUCAUAGCAGUUUCAUACAUAAAGGUUUACAUAAAUUGUGUAUGUAUUUUUACCUAAUUCUAUAAUAUUCUAUAUUUUUUAGCAUAAGACAGUUAAUAGAUUUUGACUUUCAUAGAUUUGAGUAAAUUUGUUUAAAGCUAAAUUAAGUUGGAGCAAUAAUUUUAUUUACUUGUAUGUGUACAUAACGUAAUACAUAGAACACAUAGUUGUAACAACAGCGAAGCAUAUACAUACCAUAAAAAUAUAUAGAUAUUAUAUAUAUGUACAUUAUAUAGUGUGUAUAUUCAUUAAAUAUAUUUCUUAAAGUUUGUAAAUUUUUUGUUAAUUUGGUUAUUGUUAUUUAAUAUCAUCGAACUUCUCACAUACAGCACGUAUAUACACAGCGAAGCAAUAUGUAUAUUUAAUUUAAUUUGCAUUAUAAUAAGCACUGAUAAAGCUUGUUGAAAUGCCAAAACGUUUGCCUGUAAUAAUUUAAGAUUUGUUUGUGCCGAACAAAAUCAAAAUCUAAUGAAUCACUUCAAAACUGAAAAAUAAAUAAUACUUAAAAAAAUUUAAUUUACAAAAACCAAA
Zeugodacus cucurbitae (melon fly) is the source of this 3043-nucleotide messenger RNA. It is a transcript of the gene PIG-L, whose product is annotated as N-acetylglucosaminyl-phosphatidylinositol de-N-acetylase. Bases 476 to 1504 code for a protein of 342 amino acids. Gene Ontology annotation, biological process: GPI anchor biosynthetic process. The record is from RefSeq and is a predicted model, not a curated record. Lineage: Eukaryota; Metazoa; Arthropoda; Insecta; Diptera; Tephritidae. Gene Ontology annotation, cellular component: endoplasmic reticulum. The transcript is spliced from 4 exons. Gene Ontology annotation, molecular function: N-acetylglucosaminylphosphatidylinositol deacetylase activity.